This is a messenger RNA of Rhineura floridana, 3744 nucleotides long. RefSeq names its product ciliogenesis and planar polarity effector 1-like. The annotation marks the transcript as partial. Gene Ontology annotation, biological process: cilium assembly. The record is from RefSeq and is a predicted model, not a curated record. Lineage: Eukaryota; Metazoa; Chordata; Lepidosauria; Squamata; Rhineuridae. Gene Ontology annotation, cellular component: ciliary transition zone. The transcript has 18 exons.
CAAUCACGCAUGCGUGGCUGAGGGGGACGCUCAAAAAGCCGUUGAUCAACGUCUUCAAAGGACCCCCAGGACUGUGGUAGUGAGUGAAGGCGUGCUACGGCCUAGCCUCUUCGGUGUCGGGAAUAUGAUGCAUAUGUUGCUGCUUAGGCGAUCCCAGAGCCAGUUAGGAGUUUUGUGGGCCCUCCUAGCCUCCCCCGUUUUGCUCCCGCGGGAUAAAAAAGAAAGCGGUCAGACUGCCCUUGAGAACAUAACGGCGACUUGUGGUGCCUGAAGCACUUAACAGAUUUAGGCUGCGGUCUUACCCGUGAGCAAGCCGCACAGUGAGACUUACAUCUCAGCAAGCCUGCACAGGGUUGUUUUGUUUUUGUGGCGUCGUCAUGGUGUGUUGGACUUAGGACUUGAGAGAGCCAGCUUUAAAUUCCUGCCCAGAUGUUAAGACAUGUAAAAGGAUUUUCCCUUUCUGAAAGGUUUAAUGGUUGCCCUACAUGUUAAAAACCAUGGAAAUCAAAUUGGAAGUUGUAGCCUCUACGUGUAUCAAGCAGAGAAAGCCUUGGCCUCGGAUCACUUGGCUGGGGCAGGAAAAGGAAGCCGUUUUUCUUUUAAAUGACAAAAACAUAAAUGAAAUUAACCUGGUUUCGGGAAGGACAAAGAAGAAGAUCCCAUGCUUAUAUCCCUUCCUGAGGAAUGUCAUUGUUUUAACAACAUCAAGAAAUGGAGCUUGGCUGUCGGGCAUUCUUAAAACGGGAGAACUAUUUCUUUGGAACAAAGACCAAGACACAAUAAAAACUGUCCCAGCAGUUGAAGAAUCUAAGAAGUUGGUUUUAGGAGCACAAAAACGUUCUACGAGAUUGUACAUGUAUGUUUCCGGUGAUGGAAAUAAGAUUCUUCUCACUAGUCCAAGCGUCUGUGUCUUUCUGUGGGAAAGCAUGGAAUAUAAAAGUACUCCAUCUAAAAGUUCUGUAAUGGGACAGUGGUCACAAAUUAUUCCUGAGGCAUCAGUUAUAUUACCAUCUGUUGAAGAGAAAGAAAUUUCAGUGAAUGCUGACUUCAUCAAAAAUGAGAUGCUGGGGGACUACUGCUUGUGUUGUUUUGCAUUUUAUUCUCAGGAGCAUUUGAUGCUGACAUUUUUGGAAAUUAAGUGGCAAGAGAACAGUUUUAAGAGUGCUCGCUCUUUUCCAUUUCGGAUACACUGGACACAACAGACAUGUUCUCUGUCUAGUCUGGCUCCCCAUUGUGAACCAACAAAAUCAAGAGGUGCUUUGCUUACUGCGCUUUCAAGUGAUGGGCUUAUGCUAGCAACAGGUGUCAACCAGAAGGAUCUACAGGCAACUCAGAUUUUAUUUAUGAGCACAGUGAAUUUUAUUACUGUUUCUGGUAGCCUUAAAGGUUGCGGUAGCAAGAAACACAAAAUUCCGUCGAAGUUUAUAAGAUCCUAUUGGAUUGCUGACAUGAGCUGGACUCAUGAUGGCCUUUUUUUGGCUUGCAUGUUGAAACGUGGGUCGCUGAUUUUUAUGACUUGUUUGGGUGAAUUGCUGACUUUAAUUACUUAUGGUUGCUCUGUAGAAUUUGGACCAGCAGAAUUUAUUCCUCUCCAUCCACUAAUAACAUACAGAUCCCACAACUGUUUGUUGCAAGAUUUGAAUCAUUCCCAUGAUUCAUCAGCCUCUGAAGGAGACCUCAUGAGGCAGAGAUUUUCGGUAACAUCACACCCAAAUUUACCCUACUUCAUUGCCUCUGAUGGGUAUAUAGUUACAGUUCUUAGAUUUUCUGAUGGUUUCUCACCCUCGGCAUAUAUGAGGUCUUUGCUGCUUGAUUCAGCCCAGAGACUUGAAAAACUGCAUCACAGUUUGAUUAGAUCUAAGUCUAAGGGAACAAGGCUACCGUUGCAAUCAUUGUCCUCCUUAAGAGCUAAUCUAUUACAACAUAAUCAAAACCAAAGCUCUGCUUUCUCUACCAUUCCAAAAUUUCUGCAAGAAGAGGAGAAAACCACAGAACUAAAUGGAGAAGUGACACACUUGCAGGAUUAUGAUGAAGAAUCUGAUGACGACAAGGUAUUUCAAAGUCAUUCCUUUAUUUUGGGAAGCCAAAAAGGAGAUACUUCUGUAACUGAUGGUCAGUUGGAAUUUUCGUCAAUGUUUGACACUAUUCAUGCAAUGGAUGGAACUGGAAAAAAAGAUGACACAGCUUUGGAACUGAACUAUAUCCAAAAAAAUCUAAUUGCAGCUUGGAAAGUAGGGAUCUCAAGAACUGUGGAAGAAAGAGGCACUUUGUUAAGUUGUACCAUUCGAUGCAUUACAUACUUCUUUAACAUUCUCCAGUAUGCAAAACUUAACUUUGUGCGUUUGGAAAACCCUGUCAAGAAUCAUCCAUGGAUACAGUGGGUGUUAAAAUGUUUCCAGCAAUUCUUGACUCUCAUGAACUGGGAGGGUACGCACACACAAAUUCUGGGGCAUUUGAUGAAGCUCACAUUACAGACGCUAAAACAGAUGCUUGCUGAGCAACAAGAUCAGCUGUUCUCCAGUAAUCUUUUGGGAAGCUUCUCUUUGCUGAUGAUGGUUACUCAUUGUUUAAAUGGCAAAAACACACCUCUGUAUGAGACACUUCCAACAGCCCUGGAUGUUAAUAAGGUGCAGCUAGAUGCCAUAGUUGUGCCUCUGUUUCAAGCUAUAGAUUGGAGCAGCCAUCAAAACUUCUCUGUGUUGAAUUCCAUACUAAAGCUCUCUCCACCUCCUGCAAACGUGUUCAAGAUUUCAGAAAAGAGGUUAAUUGUAAUGUGGAGACUAUUAUAUAAGUAUGUCCUUUGGUAUUGGAUGCAGCUAAACAGAAAAGUGCAUAACUCAAGUAAUCCAGCAACUGAAAUACAAAUUACAUAUGAAGGACCAGUGAUUGAAGCACUUGCAGGUCAUAUACAGGCAAUAUUACAGUCUUCAGGAGAAAGACUAGAACAAAUGCUGAAGCUCAACUCUGUGAUUGGUGACGAGCAAUUUCUAAUAGGGUCUUACAAAGAAUCAGUGGAGGCAUGGGAGAGAGCUCUUCAAGAAACAAAAGGAAAAGGAGGAAAAAGAAUGCCUUUUCUCCAAACUCGAUAUUAUCUUGCUGUAUUAUAUUGCCAUCUAUAUCACUACAAUUUAAGUGAGGCUCAGGGCCUGUGUGAUCAUCUAGUGAAUGAGCUUCUAAAACGAACUCAAAUGUCUGUAAGAGAAAUGGAUGAUGUAUCAGGUGCUGAGGAGAUGAUGAGAGAUGUUCAUACUGAAGCUAUAUUGGCAGUGGUUUGGUCUCUUGCACGAUUCAUGGCAGCCUACUUUACUAAUGAGCCGCUUUAUGUGCUUCCUCCACAUAAUGUUGAUGUUUUACCCCCACUUCAUAUCAGGCCAGACAGAUGUCCUCGUAUUGUUCCACUGCAGCACUCCAUAGUCACCAAUGCAGUUAGGGACCAUGGCCUCUCUUGCGUCUGGACAGUUGAAUAUGCUCUUGAUUUGUUGCUUGUUGGUGGACUAAUUCCAGAAGCUGUGUGGCUAGCACAUGAACUUGGAGACUGGAAAAUGGCCGUUUCAAUUGGGGUGGUUUACAAUCUGUAUUGUCAGAGCAACAAUGGCUUCCCAAGGUCACAAAAAGUAGAACUCUGUAUGCCAUUGCACUUAACUCCAACACAAAUCUUUCAAGAAAAACUACAAUCUUUUUUGGGCCAGCCUGUCAACAGUGAAACAUCAAAUGAAGGAGACCCUACAUACAAACAACUCACAG